AUUGCUAUACAUUGAUUAGUAAUGACUACCCCCAUGGAGGAAAGCAGGAGGCCCAGUGAAGAUGCUGUCAUCGGCUGUUGACAGCAAAAUGAAAACGGAAUAAUUUCGAAACCUUUUGGUGUCAUGUAAUUCAUUUCCUUGGAUCAAAAGGGGAUGAAGAUGGCGUCCCGGUGGACGGUCCAAGCCGUGCAGGAGUUCCUAAUCGAGCGAGGAGGGAGGGUCCAGCAGAUGGAGCUGAUCGAUCACUUCACAGCGGCGUGGGGUGGAAAUGACCCGCUGAAGGAGGAGGAGGAGGCUCUGAGGAGCAUCGUGGACAUGGUCGGCGUCGUGGAAGUGGAAGGCGGCGUGAAAUUCGUGUGUCUCAAGGUUGAAUGUAGCAAACAGUCGGUGAUGUGCGUGGACGCGCAGUGCAACGGGGGCAUGCACGACACACCGGACAACAAGGGCCGAGUCAGCGGCAACCGUGACAACGGCCUGCAAACAGGAACUUCUGGUCCGUCUUCCACUAUGGAUGACGUCACGCAGCCCAACAGCCAAGAUCCACCUGCUGCCCCCUCCCACAUGAGCAAGACCACCACCACUCCUGCUUCCGUCGGAGCAGGCGAGGUGAAGCUGAGAGAAAGGAGGAGGCGAGAGUCUGCCCCGCUUAUCGGGGUGCCAGACCGGGACCACCAUGCUGCAGGCGCCAACAUCCAACCAGUCAGAGGGGCCCGCCGGGUGUCCAAAGGGGCCCAGCGAGCCUUGCUGACCAGUUGCCUGUCUGAGGACAGCUCCAUAGAAGGUCUGGACCACAGAGUGGACGUGAACACACCCAAGGGGAGUCGGAGGAAUUUCAUCGAGCUGAUGAUGAAUAGUUCUCCUCAGGUUCGAAGGUCUCUCAUUAACCGAGGUCCGCGCCUUCGAGACUCGAUGAGGAGCGACGGCGACUCGUCCUCUCUCCUCUCCUCGGCCACGGACGAGGAUUGCGCCUUGGUGACUCUGGACCCGCUGGAGCAUGAGUGGAUGCUGUGCGCCUCAGACGGCCUGUGGGAGAGCCUGCAGCCCCUCCUGUUCGUGGAGGCCGGCCUCGUGGCCAAGAGGGACUUUGUCACGGGCUUCACUUGCCUCCACUGGGCGGCCAAGCAGGGCAAGGCUGAGCUGCUCUCCCAGUUGCUGACCUUCGCCAAGGACAAUGCCGUGCCUGUGAACAUCAAUGUGAGGUCCAGCGCUGGUUACACGCCGCUGCACCUGGCGGCCAUGCAUGGACACACUCAGGUGGUACGUGUGCUGCUGGCGGACUGGGAGGCGGACCCCGAAGCGAGGGAUUACAGCGGCAGGCGAGCCAUCCAGUAUCUCCCUGCGCCCCUGGCUGCAGACUUGCAGGAGCAAGGGGUAGUCACCUCACCAGAGGCUGAGUCCGACAAUGAGAACGCAAGCAGCAGUAGCCGGGUGCGUGGCUGGCGCUUUCCCAAAGUCCUGCAGGGCAACCUAAACCCGCUCCGCCUCCUCAACCCACCAGCAGCCGGGGCCUCCGAGGAGGCGGUCGGGAACGGGAGGACAAAAGGGGGCAUGCUGAGGAAGUCGUCCCUGAGCAGGCUUAACGCUCGGCUACAUCGGGGGCGGCACAGGGCUCAGAUCAUCCACAGCACCUCUUUCAGGGACACGGGGGAAAUGGGGAGAGGCGACGAGCUUCCCAGCAGCCCGGUACGAACACGACCACUCUCCAACUUGUUUGGAUGAAGCCACACCGCUCUCAACCAGCUAUUUAUUUAUUAAGUUUGACAUUUUUAGAACCCAAAUUCAUAGUUUAUUGUACAAUAACACACUUUUAUUAGUAGCAUAUUUUAUUUACUAAAGGGAAAACAUACUUAUGUAACACUUUUGCUGCGUUCAUUUAAUUUAUUUUAACAGAAACAUUGAAUUUUUCAUUUUUGCUAUUUUUUCUGUACAUGCGAAAGGGACAUUUGUCAUUUUGAUUCACAUUGGUGAAAGUCACAUUAAUCCCAAAUGGUGUUUCUGGUGCCGAGUUAUGACAAUUGAAUUGAAUUACCUCGUUUUUCGUUAUUCAUUUCUUUCAAAAGGCAAUAUUCUCCCAUAAGAAAUCAUAUAAAUCCAGUUAAUCCAUUCCAGACACUCAAAAAUAUUAUCUAAUUUUGUGUUUGACAUGGAGGAAACGGGGUGAAAUAAUUAUAAAUUCCAAAUUGAUUAAACUUAAUGUUGAUGUGGACUUCCCCGUAUGUCCAGGCGACAUCAAAUUCGAGAGAGUUUCUCACCUUCUUUAUCAAAUUGCUGGCACUCGCAACUUUCUUUGGCCCCAUGGUGGAUUAUUUAGCAAGCAAUAAAAAUGCACAGACAGUGAGUCAGCAACGCGUAGGAUACUUUGUUUGGGCACUCAAACGGGCUGCAGUAAUCCCUCAACAUUUUGCGGUUUCACUCGAUCACAGUUUUUCAAGAAUAUAUUAAUAAGUCAUGCAGAAUAUGGCAAUAUUUUUUUUUAAUAUUUUUUUUUAUUUGAGAAUUGUCCACAUUAUGUUACAGUCGUCCCGUUUGCACUCGCCACUUUGAAGAAGUCACCCAGACUCCGUUGGUCACAUGUUUAAUAUUCCACACAUCACAUUUAAACACCUUUUUAGUUUUGCUGUCAUUAAUCCGGCAAAUAAGACUGUUUCACAUUGUUUGGGGGCUGCUAUACUGUUUUUUUUUAAAGCAAUCUGCUUACUGUCACAGUACUGUUUCUACGUGGUUUUGUAAGAAUCUCCGUUCCAAUUGCUGAUUUAUGUCGCGAUGACUUCAGGGACCUUGACGACCAGCGUAGCAGGGAUCAGUAAAUAUGCAAUGGAGCCAGCACAAGUCGCACUCAUCUCUCUGGAUUGUAUUGUUUUCAAGCUGCGUGUCACGUGUAGAUAUUCAGUGACUACUGUAGGUGUUUUUGUCUCUUGUUCAUGACGAUCACCUCUAUUUCAUGGAUCGUACCACUGCACACGUCGUCUGUUCUUGUGUGUUUGUGCACUUUGACGUCACUCUUCACCUGCACGUGUGUGAGGAAACACUAUUUUAUGUUUAGUUUAGUUUUUUUGGAUACUGUGAAGUUACCACGCUGUGUUGUGAGAACACUGAGCCACUUUCAUUGUCCCAUCCUUCAUUGUGAAAUAAAGCAAUACUCAGUAGCACGACAGAACCACAUGUUUAAUGGACUCAUUGAUUAGUUAUCACACACCCCGCCGGCUGUCCUUGUUUGGUCAUGUUGAAUAAUUGAUGAUUUGAUGUCCGGAGAUUACACAAUAGCCACAGCUGACUGUGUAACACGGCACUCGGGCAUCGUUGCACACCUGUUCGACAUUUUGUAUGCAGGUAUCGGGUUCCCCCAGGGCUUCAUCUAUGCCAGGGGUGUCCAAACUUUUUCCAGCGAGGGCCACGUAGUGAAAAAUGAAAGGACGCAAGGGCCGCUUUGAUAUUUUGUAAAGCAACGAAUGUAGAUAUGCUAAGAAGUGAUACAGUAUAUAUUUCAAGAAAAACCUGCAUCUCAGCUUUGUGAUAUUGGAGAAAAAGCCUAUUAUUAGUAUUUUUAUAUUAUUUCUAAACAUAUGGAUGUUUCUGUGCGUUUUCCAACUGUUUCAACUUUUUUCCUGGAAAUUUUGUUCUGUUCACAGGUAUGACUUUAUUCCUGUAAUAUUUUGACUAAUAUUCUCGUAACUUUUUUCCGCAAAACAAAAUUUUCCAAAAAUGACAACUUCAUUCAUUGUUUUGUUUGUUUCUCAUAAUAUUACAACUUUUCAAGAAUAGCAUCUUUUUUCUUGAAUAUUUCAACUCUGUGCUACCAAAAUGUCAAUAUUUUUUCUCAUAACAUACUUUAUUCUCAUAAAAUUGCCAGUUUUUUUUCUCAUUAGAAUACCACUUUUUUGUCUUAAUAUUGUGACUUUAUUCAAAUUUACAGCUGUUUUUUUCAAUUUAUGCAGAUUUUCCGACUGUUUCAACUUUCUCGUAAUUAUGACUUUAUUCCUGUAAUAUUUUGAUUUUAUUCUUGUAAUACUAUAACUUUUUUCGUAAACCAAACUGUCCAAAAAUGACAACUUUAUUUUGUUUUGUGUCUUUAAAAAAAAAAAAAAUAAUAUUUCAACUCUUAUGCUGCUAAAAUGUCAUUAUUUUUUCCUUAUAAUAUGAUGAUUUUAUUCUCGUAAAAUUGAGGCGUUUUUUCUCGUUACAAUGUGCUUUUUUUCUCUUAAUAUUUUGACUUUAUUCUCAUAAACUUACAGCGUUUUUUUUUCCAUUUCUGAAGAUUUUCCAGCUGUUUCAACUUUCUGUUUGUAAAUUCUCGUCUCGCAAUUAUGACUUUAUUCACCUAACAUUAUAACUUCUUCCACAACCACAUUUUCCAUUUUAUUUGUUUCUCAUAAUAUCAUGAGUUUUUUUUAAGAACAUCUUUUUUUAAUACUUCAACUAAAAUGACAUUAGGUUUCUCCUUUAACAUAACAAGUUUAUUCUUGUAAAAUUGCGACUUUUUUCAGAAGAAUACGACUUUUUUCUCUUCAUAGUUUGACUUUAUUCCCAUAAAAUUAUAGCUGUUUUUUUUCCAUACACCUUUUAAAAAAUAAGAUAUUUUUUCUUUAAUAUUUCAACUCUAUGCUACUAAAAAUGAUAAUAAUAUAACAUAACAUAACAUAAUAUAUUUUCUUUUCUCAUAAUAUUAGUUUAUUCCUGUAAAAUUGAGCCUUUUUUUCCUCAUUAGAAUACGCCUUUUUUCUCUUAAUGUUUUGUCUUUUUGUCUUUAUUCUCAUGAAAUUGCAGCUGUUUUUUUCCCCCAUUUCUACAGUUGUUUUCUUCUUAAGUUCCCACCUGUUUCAACGUUGUUCUUGUAAAUUUUCUUCUCGUAAUUAUUAAUUUAUUCUCAUAAUAUUUUAACUUCAUUCUUGUAUCAUUAUUACUUUUUCCGCAACCAAUUUUGCAAAACAAAUGUGUUCGUUGUUUUGCUUGUCUUUAAAAAAAAACAACUAUUAUUAAAAAAUAUUUCAACUCAAUGCUACUAAAAUGACGUUCCUUUUCCUCAUAGUAUUAUGACGUUAUUCUUGUAAAAUGAAUUGUUUUUGUUAAAGUACUACUUUUUUCUCUAAAUAUUUUGACUUUAUUCUGGCAAAUUGGCUGCAGAUUUUUUUCAUUUCUGCUGGGUUUUUUUGUUUUUUUUUUUAAGUUUUCUUCUUCAAUUAUAGCCGUGGGCUGGAAAUGCCCCCUGGCCUGCACCUGUCAGUUCCUGGUGGUGUAAUGGUACAGCUGCUGCCUUUUAAGGAAGCGGGUGUGGGUUUGAUAUCAGUCCUGAACAGUGUUUUUUUUUUUUUUUUUAAUUCUGUUCAUAUAUUUUGCACUUUAAUGAAUGAAUGAACGAACGUUAAAACAUUUAGUUU
Messenger RNA from Dunckerocampus dactyliophorus (ringed pipefish), 5375 nucleotides. It is a transcript of the gene sowahca, whose product is annotated as sosondowah ankyrin repeat domain family Ca. The record is from RefSeq and is a predicted model, not a curated record. Lineage: Eukaryota; Metazoa; Chordata; Actinopteri; Syngnathiformes; Syngnathidae. Gene Ontology annotation, molecular function: protein binding. The transcript has 4 exons. Bases 154 to 1719 code for a protein of 521 amino acids.